Molecule: messenger RNA, 942 nt
Organism: Haemonchus placei
Lineage: Eukaryota; Metazoa; Nematoda; Chromadorea; Rhabditida; Trichostrongylidae
Source: the annotation of a GenBank genome assembly
UGUACCAGCGAGCUUAGCGAUGAAACUUCUCAAUUAGAGAGUCACUUUGGAUUCUUACUGCUUACAGUCCACUCAAUUCUGGAAAGCACAUAUACGAGUGAUCCUACUACAGCGGCAAUGCCACAGUUGGAGAGAAUAACAGUUCAUAUAGGAGAAGAGUGGGGAAAGUUGCUAAUCUCACACACCUAUGACAACUUGAAACUCAGGCCGCUUUGUGCUUACUUAUCGGAAGUGAAUCUUGAUGUAAAACUUUCCGACGUCGAGGUGGUAACAUGUUCUGGUUUUCGGUCACUAGUACGGUAUUUUUUGGAAAUGACUGACUCUAACACGAUUUGGAAUUUGACGCUGGAAGAUUGCACUAGCAAUGGACAAGGUUAUUAUGGCCCUUCUGACAUGAACAGAUGUCGUAACAAGGUGUUUAUAAGCUACGUUCGAAUACUUCUUGAUCUCGGCGUGGCAAUCAACAGACUCACACUCCUAGAUAGGAGAAAGAUUUCUCCGUACAUGAUGAUAAUGUCGCUUAAUAAGCGCCGUUCUCUCUAUAUGUAUCCUGAUUUCAAGCGUUGCCGGGAAUUGUUCGUUUGCUACGAUAUUGGUUUGGUUGCUCCUCUCUUCGCUCAUGAGAAUGAUAGAUUCCUAACAUUGCGAAUAUUCGAAGUUGACGAAUCACAUGUUCUUUACAAAAGCGAUUUGCUCGAAUACCUGAGCACUGCACCAAAUUUGAGCGAGAUACGUGUUGUUGUGCCGUCGACAUGGGCAAAGAGGGUCAGCUCUUGCAAAAGAGGAUGUUUCACGAGCCCCGAUUUCGCUUGUUUCAGACCAGAUGGGUGGUGCGGAGUGCAAACGAGAUUGCCUACAACCAAAUUUGCCUUGGUCGGUUCAGAUGACGAAUCUAUUGAUGGUAAUCACGAGAAUAGUCGCACACAAUUGCCGUCCGCUUGA